AUCCUGUGAGUCUGACAGACCUGAUUGUCAUCCUGAUAAACAUCACGUAUCGACACCCCCGCUCGUUACACAACGCUGCCUCACACACAGAACGUCUGCUGCUCACGUCGUCGCUCAGUUUACCUUGAAGCUGCUGGAGAAAAGCCUGCCGUCCCUGAGUGAAUCUGAUGUGACUCCUGCGUUUUGUGGAGCCUUCAUCUUUGUGUGCAGGCAGAUAUACAUUACCUGCGAGGGUCUGCAGGUCCUGGGAACAUACGGCCUUCACAGAGCCUUAGCUGCUGCCUGGAAGAAGACCAGCUUGUUGGCAGAAAGGAUUCCAACAGCUGAAGAUGUGCAGAACAGGCUGGUGUGGGAGGAGACUUUGUUGGACAGUCUGCUGAACUUUGCUGCGACUCCUAAAGGCCUGCUGCUGCUUCAGCAGACAGGAGCCAUAAACCAGUGCAUCCGCUACAUGUUCUCCCGCUUCACCAAGAAACUGCAGGUGAGUCGCUGUGAGAAGUUUGGAUACGGAGUGAUGGUGACGCAGGUGGCUGCCACUGCUCCGGGGGUUGCAGCWCUGCAGAGUUCAGGUUUUGUCCAGGCGCUGGUUUUAGAACUCUGGUCUGCUCUUGAAUGCGGCGGUGAUGAUGAGGAUGUCAGAGCUCUUCGUCCCAGACCGACACCCAUCGACCACAUAGACAGGAUCUGUCACAAGUCGUUCCUGUCCUUGGUCAACCUCCUGUCCUCCCAGUCGGUGUGGGAGCUUGUGGGACGGCAGUCUUUAGCCAACAAGAGUGAAUACACCCUGAGGGAAACACCAUCAUCCAUCCCUGAUUUGAUUGACAGGCUGAUUGCUGUGAAUUCAGAUGUGAAGAUCCAUUCCCUGUUCCUCUAUGAGCAGUCUCACACAUUCGGCCUGAGACUGCUCAGUGUGCUGUGCUGCUGUCUGGACUCCUUCCUGCUGCUGGAGAGCCAAUAUAACAUCUGCCUGAUGCUGCUGCAGAGUCAGAGGGAGAACGUGUCCAACCAAGAUACCACCGAGGGGGCCAUCAUCAUAGACAGCUUGUCGGUGGAGAGGAACCACGUGUURGUCCGGGUUAGUGUAGUCGGAGGUCCGUCUGAGAGGAGGCUUCCUGCUCGGCGCCUGCAGGAGGGAGAACAUCCUUACCCCUGGCCCAUGUUUCUAUGCUUUCCUCCACCUCCCUGCUACGUUUUGAACCCACAGGACUCCCACAGGAACUCACAAGACUGUGAGAUCAGCACAUUUCUGGCCUCAUCAGGAGAAGCAGGGAAUGAAGAGAGUUGGUUGGAGAUCUGCAGAAAACAUUACUGCAGAGUCAUGAAGACCAAAGCCAACACUCUAACUGGACAGGGUAGGUUUCUGGAUCCCUCUGAACCUGCGUUUAUUACCCAUCAGCAUAAUGAGUUGAUGGACUAGUUAAUAAACUCUUAUACUGUUGGAAA
Molecule: messenger RNA, 1443 nt
Organism: Austrofundulus limnaeus
Lineage: Eukaryota; Metazoa; Chordata; Actinopteri; Cyprinodontiformes; Rivulidae
Gene: tbc1d32
Product: TBC1 domain family, member 32
Biological process (GO): non-motile cilium assembly
Source: RefSeq, a predicted model, not a curated record